This is a messenger RNA of Aureobasidium pullulans EXF-150, 491 nucleotides long. Its product is annotated as ribosomal protein 60S. The record is from RefSeq and is a predicted model, not a curated record. Gene Ontology annotation, molecular function: structural constituent of ribosome. Gene Ontology annotation, biological process: translation; cytoplasmic translational elongation. Gene Ontology annotation, cellular component: ribosome; cytosolic large ribosomal subunit. Bases 56 to 385 code for a protein of 109 amino acids. The transcript has 3 exons. NCBI's taxonomy places the organism in Eukaryota, Fungi, Ascomycota, Dothideomycetes, Dothideales, Saccotheciaceae.
GCCCAAACUCGCGGUUAAAUCGAUUGAUUCUCUUGUCUUAUCAACAACCACCAAAAUGAAGUACCUCGCAGCCUACCUCCUCCUCAACCUCGCCGGCAACGAGCAGCCCUCUGCCGAGGACAUCAAGUCCGUCCUCUCCUCCGUCGGUGUCGACGCUGAGGGCGAGCGUCUCGACAAGCUCAUCUCCGAGCUCGAGGGCAAGAACAUCCAGGAGCUGAUCUCCGAGGGUUCCGCCAAGCUCGCCUCCGUUCCUUCCGGCGGUGCUGGUGCCGCCGCUGGCUCUGCUCCCGCUGCUGGUGCCGCCGCCGAGGCUGCCCCCGCCGAGGAGAAGGCCGAGGAGAAGGAGGAGUCCGACGACGACAUGGGCUUCGGUCUCUUCGACUAAGCGUCUCGCAACAUCCGUUGAAAAAAACCGGUGUGCAAGGGUGGUUCUGUUUGUGGGAGCAGUCGGGCGCAUGGGAAAAGGUCUCUACGUCAAAGCCGCAAAAGGC